Molecule: messenger RNA, 1359 nt
Organism: Leptonychotes weddellii (Weddell seal)
Lineage: Eukaryota; Metazoa; Chordata; Mammalia; Carnivora; Phocidae
Source: RefSeq, a predicted model, not a curated record
GACCGCAUUAUCUUGGGAUCCAACAGCGCCUACCUCUACAUUGGGUUUCCUUCAGAGAGAGGCAAUGAAGACUUGAACAGGUUUGACUAUGACUUUUUCCAGCUGGAGAGAGCGGCUGCAGAAGGAGUGAGCGUGGACAAGCUCGGGGCCGCAGGCCACGGGGAGGGGAACGCAGACCCCAGCGUGCUGGCCGUGUUCCAGGACUAUGUCAAACUGAUGCCGCUGGUGGCGGAAGCGAAUCAGAUGGGCGAAGAGCUGGAGAAGGGACUCAGAAUGGAACUGAAGGUGAAGAAUUUAGCGUCGUCAGACUCUAGGGGCUACGACCUACAGAAAGAGGUCAUGGUGAAAGUGACCCACCAAAGGACUCACGAGGGCAGCUCUCGGGGGUCUUGGUCUGAGACACCCACCCUGGGAGUCAACCUGGACUUCUGUGAGGCCUUCGGAGCUGAAUCCUCAAUAGCAUGUGGUGAGGAGGAUGUGGUAUUUGACCCUUCAGAGUUGCUGGGCAAGAGGAUGGAUUUCCAGAUUGGCCUCGUGCAGUGCUUUGGCAUCAAGUGGCUCAAGGAAGGCGCAGAGCGGGGCAUUCAGAUGGGGUACAGAAUUUAUGAUCUUUCAAGCACUUUCUAUACCAAGCCUGUAUGGAAAAUUGUGAAUCCCCAAAUAGAAGAAACUGUCCAAUUUACAGCUUUAAAUGCAUCUCAGGAGUUUCUGAAUUAUUUACAAACAAAUGCUCUCAUUGUUGAUUUAUGGGGUCUUCAAGAAGGCUGUGCCCAACUGAGCUGCUCUCAGCCGGACCCCAUGGUCACAAGUGAAGGCCACAUCAUGGUGGACACCAAGAAAAUUUCCCCAGUGAUGGAUACAGGCCAGACCACCUCAAAUCAGAUAUCAGAACUUUAUAUGAAGUUGCUCAAGUUAGAACAGGAGAUGGAACUGCUCAGAAACGUUAACAGAGCCUUGAGAGAGGAAAAUGUGCUGCUCAAACACUCACUUGAGAAAGCUGGUUCUGCUCAACAAGCAAAGAAGCCUUCAGAUAGCGGGAAGGUCACUCAGACGCCAGCACAACUCCCCGCAGCCGGAGAGAUUCAUCACACGUCCGCUCAGCGAGCCAGCUCUGACAGAGAGUUGGCCAAAGCUCUGAAGGUCUUCUACCAAAGCCUGAAUGCGGCAAGAGGACAGUUUCUCAGACUGAGACAUUAUAAACCUCCUGAAGAUGAUGGAUUGUUUCGGCCGUUUGUACACCAACAGUCACUGAGGUUAAAGGACUUUGGGGAGCUGCUCGAAUCCAGCUUGUGGAGACUGAAAAGCGAUGUUGCUCGUAUAGUGAAAGAAAAGAGAGCGUGUUCGCUGCAUCCUGGAUAG